This is a messenger RNA of Panonychus citri (citrus red mite), 1490 nucleotides long. RefSeq lists its product as uncharacterized. The coding region runs from base 414 to 1490 and encodes 358 amino acids. The record is from RefSeq and is a predicted model, not a curated record. The transcript has 3 exons. Lineage: Eukaryota; Metazoa; Arthropoda; Arachnida; Trombidiformes; Tetranychidae.
UGUAGCUUCAUCAUUGUAAUUUUUGUUUUUCAUCGUUAAGAUUUUAAUUGUUUCCAAUUGAGUUUUGGUUAUAAUUUUUUCCAUUGAAGUUUAUUUUAAUUGAAAGUUUUUUCUUUCACCGGUAAAUACAUACGAACAUGUUGCUUGAGGCCAUAAGCGGAAAAGUUACCGAGUUCUAACCGGUUCUUAAGAAGUGAUUUCAAGUUUCCGAACGUCGUUUGUGCUCAUCAUUUUAUCACAUUCUUUUCAUGAUUUAACUUGAGCGAAGAUAAACUUUUCUCUUUCUCUUUCUCUUUCUCUCUUUUUGUAAUUUAGCUUUUUUCCUCUAAUUUUUUACUUAAAUUUUUUACCGUUUUGUUAAUUGUUCAUCUCCAUUGGAUUAUCGUCUCACCUACAAUAUCAACCAUAGGAAAAUGGCUUCCACCACCAAUGGUCCUCUCUUUGAUUUACAAUAUUUGAGUUACAUUGGUGAUCUUAAGGCUAGAAACAAAAUGUGCCUUCGUCCAAUUGACAUCGCCAAGAUGCACGGAUAUAAGGACUGCGUUAAUUACUUGGCGACACUUGAAGCUUGUCUUUCAUUAGCCGAGCAAAAUGUUGCCCUGGAAACUGAAUUGUUACAUUAUGGAGCUGAAUUAUCAGAAUUGGAAAAGUGUUUCAAUGAGCUUUUACAGUUGACAAAAUCUGAGCGACUUCAGGCUCAAAGUUCAUAUUUUAAUUCAGUCGUUGAGGCCAUUGAACGGAAAUGGAAACGAUGUAAAUCUAAAAGCCUUGGUUCUCAUGGAUUACCCGAUCAAAGUGCUUACAAUUUAUUUCAAUCACAUUUUUCACGAGUUCUCACCGACGAUGUCCUUUCAGAACUUUCGUUUUCAUCUUCACCCAGUAAUCAUCUUCAUCAUCAAUCUUUUUUUCAACAACAUUUACACAAUCGUUUCUCAAAUCAUCGUCAUCACAAUCAUCCAACGAUUGAUGCUCAUCGAUUGAAAAGUAAUCCCGGUGCCGAUAAUUUGACCAGCCUUUUGACUGGCGAUCGAACUACAGUUAAAAACAAAUGCAAUUCCAGUGGUUACACACCAACUUAUUCUGAUCCCUUUCUCGAACUGAGUAACGGUCACUAUUCACUUUUCUCGUCCGAUACUGAUUACGCUGUUCCUUAUAAAUUAAAAACCGGUCCGAAAAACAAGGCGGGUGUGAAAAAAAGUGACAAUCCUGUUAUUUUAGGUCGAAGAGGAUUAAAACAACAACGCGAUCAACCCGAAGGGUCUUCGGUCCCAUCUUACCCUAAAUCAUCAUCAAGUUUAUAUGAAUCUUAUAAAGAUCAUCAUAAUCAUCACCGUGAACCCUCAUCAUCGGCAUCUUCACCACCCUCAGCUUCACGUCAUGGAAAAGGUGAUUUUGAAGAUAUCGAUCUUGACCUUGAUCUGGAUGAUGAAGAUGAUGAUGAAUUAUCUGGAUAUUCUAGCCCAUCGGUGGAUUUGGUUGAAUCGGAAUAG